Sander lucioperca (pikeperch) is the source of this 2992-nucleotide messenger RNA. RefSeq names its product RNA-binding protein 39-like. Gene Ontology annotation, molecular function: RNA binding. NCBI's taxonomy places the organism in Eukaryota, Metazoa, Chordata, Actinopteri, Perciformes, Percidae. Bases 1494 to 2588 code for a protein of 364 amino acids. Gene Ontology annotation, cellular component: nucleus. Gene Ontology annotation, biological process: mRNA processing. The record is from RefSeq and is a predicted model, not a curated record. The transcript is spliced from 16 exons.
UCAAAGGAUCAUCAUGGCUGAUGAUUUUGACGUUGAGGCCAUGCUGGAGGCUCCAUUCAGAAAGACUUCCCUAAUGAUAUCUCACCUCUACUCCCAUGAAUUCAUCUUUGAUUCCACUGUGAACUGUGAAAAAAAGGAAGGUAGUUAUUGUGCAUAUACUGAUGUACUGUGGUUCACUUUAGGACUAAAAGAGAUUCAACCUAGAACAUCCAAUCCCUAUUCGGUUGCAACAAGGUGAAUGCCAAUGGUUGAUAAGCCCAUCUUUACCUGUCCAGCAUAGGAGGCAGUAUUCAGAUUUACAAUCUGCAUGCCAUCACUGUUUCAGAACGUGCAGUCCUAUAUAGUCAGUUUUAAACUCCAGUUCUGAAAUGGAAAACAAAUGUUUUACACUGUGGCUUGGAUAAAAAUGUAUCACUCUGUCACCCCAAAUUGCUCAUUAGUUAGAAUAGUGUAUGACGUUGUCCCCAAAUUAAUAAGGGAUACUGAAUUGUGUUUGUAUAAAUUUAUAACUGUUUUAAAACCAAUAGUUGUAGUUUGACAACAGUAUGCUUGAAAAUGCAGAUAUUGCAGAUUGUGGACCUUCAUUGUGCGAACACAUGAGCCAUAUCAUGAUUUUAUGGCAAAAAUACAGGGCAAGAUGUGUGACAGAGGUGGCAUCGAGCUCUUACAGUCCAAGAACGAAAAUGGGUGAAGAUCACUGGACUGACACCAACCACACAGGAUCUCUUUUAGUGGCCGUGGGCCAUGCGUGGUCACAUGAUUAGGCACAAAUAGUGGCAUUGGUACGACCUAUAAGAAGGGGAAUGGAGAUGAUCUGACUUGUGUCAAAGCUUCCUGAACUCAGCUAAUAUGUUGGACACUCUCCCUUUGCUUUGUUGCAUAAGUACUGAGCAGCCUUGUAAAAAAACAGGAGUGGGAUGGGAAGCUAUUGGGGUGGUGGAAGGACACUGUCCAGACAUGACAGUAGGAAGUAUUGAAGUAUUACUAUUAAUUUAAUAUAUAUUCUGCAUUUUCUCUUGUCCCACCCCAUCCCCUUUACCUUGACGACUUGAAAUGUUUCAUCUACGUCCUCAUGAUGUUCUUCUAUCAACCUUGCUUAGGAUGAGAUCAAGUCCUCUCAUGCAAAUGGACAUGACGACCAGAACAAAAAGAAAAAGAGGAGCCGAAGCAAGAGCCGAAGCCCAGGCUCUAGGAGGAGAAGAAGCAGAAGCAAAGACAAAAAGAAGGGUAAGAAGAGGAGCAAGAGCAGAGAAAGAAAACGAAGCCGCAGCAGAGAGCGCCAUCGCAGCAACUCCCGAAGCAAGGAGCGCUCUGGCCGGUACAGAGCACGCAAGAGCCCAGUGCGGAAACGUUCCAAAAGUCGGAGCCCCUUGAAAAAAGAGAAGAGUCCCAUCAGAAAUUUUGAGGAUGCUAUCGGGCCGUAUAACAAAAUCAGGGAGCAACCAAUUGACAAUUUAACACCAGAGGAGAGGGAUGCCCGCACAGUUUUCUGUAUGCAGCUCGCUGCAAGAAUCAGAGCUCGAGACCUGGAAGAUUUCUUCUCAGCUGUUGGAAAAGUAAGAGAUGUGAGAAUGAUCUCAGACAGAAACUCCAGGAGAUCAAAGGGCAUCGCUUACAUAGAGUUUGUGGAGUCUUCUUCUGUACCACUAGCUAUUGGAUUGACUGGCCAGAGGCUUUUAGGAGUGCCCAUCAUCGUCCAGGCCUCUCAGGCAGAAAAAAAUAGAGCUGCAGCUGCUGCCAACAAUCUACAGAAGGGCAGUUCAGGUCCAAUGAGGCUGUACGUGGGCUCCCUGCACUUCAACAUUACUGAAGAAAUGCUUCGAGGGAUCUUUGAGCCUUUUGGAAAGAUUGAGGGAAUCCAGCUAAUGAUGGACAGUGAGACUGGACGAUCCAAAGGAUAUGGCUUCAUAUCUUUUGCAGAUGCAGAAUGUGCAAAAAAGGCCUUGGAGCAGCUCAAUGGCUUUGAGCUGGCCGGACGUCCGAUGAAGGUGGGGCAUGUUACAGAGCGCUCGGACUCAUCGACAGCCAGCUCAUUCCUGGACAACGACGAACUUGAGAGGACUGGUAUCGACCUGGGAACCACAGGGCGUCUACAGCUUAUGGCUCGACUAGCAGAAGGAACUGGUCUGAAAAUCCCUCCUGCUGCUCAGCAGGCUCUACAGAUGACUGGGUCCAUACCCUUUGGAAACAUUUCUGCUCCAACAUCUGUUCCAACUCCAGCGCCAAGCCAAGCCUUGAACCUCCCUUCACAGCCGUUGGCCACACACUGCCUUCAGCUGUCCAAUCUGUUCAACCCACAAUCGGAAAACGAUCCCAGCUGGGCUGUCGAGAUCCAAGAUGAUGUUAUUGAAGAGUGCAACAAACAUGGAGGAAUUGUUCACAUUUAUGUUGAUAAGAACUCUGCUCAAGGUAAUGUGUAUGUGAAGUGUCCCUCAAUACCAGCAGCGAUGGCAACUGUAAAUGCACUUCAUGGACGCUGGUUUGCAGGCAAAAUGAUAACGGCUGCCUACGUUCCCUUACCAACCUACCACAACCUUUUCCCUGAUUCUGUAACGGCGAAGCAGCUCCUAAUGCCGGCACGCCGAUAGUCUGACACUCAUGAAAGUCAGUGUAAAUACAUUGUUUGCAGUCAUUGAAACGGGACACAUUGACAUUAGUUGGCUGUGUGUAAUAAAAGUUGCCUCAAGUUCAUGUGUUCACCAUUGAAAAUUAGGCAGGUUUUUUGAGUUGCUUUUCAAAUCUUUUUGGGUUUGUGUUGUAAACUACAGGUAUAUUGGUCUGUAUGUUUUUAAAUAUUCCUGUCUUUCUGCUUGUUUAAAUCAAACCGUUUUAGAUUUAAAAUAAAUUGCAAAGAGUUACAAAACUGUUGGGUUAAUAGGCCUUAAAUGCCAAAAGUAUAUCAAUGUCAACAAUAAUCCUUUGUAACUUUUUACAGCCAUAAUUUCAUUUUUUGUAUGAAGGCUCCCAAUAAACUUUGGCAAAUUUGACAUUC